Molecule: messenger RNA, 6144 nt
Organism: Plectropomus leopardus (leopard coralgrouper)
Lineage: Eukaryota; Metazoa; Chordata; Actinopteri; Perciformes; Serranidae
Source: RefSeq, a predicted model, not a curated record
CUGAACAAAGGAAAUAGUGGAACAAGAUGAACCCUUUGAAGCAGGCCUGUACAAUUGGUGAGACGAGGUCAUUUGAAGGAGAGAGGAGCUUGAUUGAAGAGAGAAGUUCGAGCGAUGCUCUUAGGUUGACUUCUAACCUUGACAGUGCCAGAAAUGACGAGGGUACUCCAAGGGUAAAAGAGAAUAUCCCACAAGAUUUGGAUGGUCCAAAAGAUGGCGAAAAAAUGCCAAUCUGCCCUGCCAGUAUAAACACUGAGCAAAUGACAGUGAGGGAACAUGAAAAGAUCCAAAAUGGUGGACAGGAUAUAACUGAAUCCCAAAACACUGCUUUUGACUCAGCUGCCGAGCUGGAAAGUCAAGAAAAGGAUGACCAGAUGCAAGCACAGGAAGACGAAAUGUCAGAUGAUACAUUUGGUGGUUUUUCAAGUGAAAUGAGUUUGAACUUUGAUCAUUCACAUCAAACAACAAAUGCAGAAGAGAUGCUGACAAGGGAAGAUGAUAAAACAGAACCAAGUAGUGUAGAUAAAGAAGAAAGGUCCCCUGAGGAUGCAAAUGACUCAAGCGAUGAGGCAGAGGAUGUGCAGGCAGGUCAGUCAGAUGGUACGGAUCAAGUUCAGUCUGAGUCGGGCACAGAGGAGAGUCCUAAAAAUCGAUUACGGCGCCACAGAAAAUCUUUGGAGAAUAAACAACCAACGCGAUCAAGUUUAAGGACCUGUAAGAAAGUGCUUGAAAGGCCACCUACCAAAGUGGAUGAUGAGAAGAAAGAGACGUGCAAAAAGCACUUCUGUUUAUAUUGCAAAAUGGCUUUUACCCAACUUGCAAAGCAUUUGGAAAGGAAACAUUCGGAGGAAACAGAUGUCGCCCAUGCAAUACACUUUCCCAAAGGUUCCAAAGUCAGACAGAGUUUGCUUGACCAAAUUCGCAAUAAAGGAGAUUAUGAACAUAAUUGCCAAGUUCUCAAAAGUGGCGAGGGGGAAAUUGUGACCAAGAAACAAGUAAAAAAUCCCAGCAUAUCUGUUCGUGACUUCCUGCCUUGCCAGCAUUGCUUUGCAUUUUAUCGCAAAACUGAUUUAUGGAGGCAUGAACGGUCAUGUAAGGCCAGAAAAGGAGAUCAGAAAUCUUCUGAAAAAACUAAAGGAAGCAGAGUCCACAGUGCUGCCUCCAGACUGCUUCCAAUGUCGGAGUUCUUAACUGGGGGCUGUGAGGAGAUUAUACACAUUAUGCAUCAAGAUGACAUCUCGAGGCAUAUCAGAAAUGACCCACUUAUUUGUAAAUAUGGCAAUGCUCUGUCUGCCAAGUAUGAACACGACAAGUCUCAGUUUGCCUACAUUGCACAAAAGAUGAGGGAACUGGGUAGAUUUGUGCUCGCUGUAAAUGAGCUUGAUAAGAGCGUAAGGUACUUGCAUGAAAUAUGUCUGCCAUCCAAAUUUGAAUUAGCCGUUGAAGGGGCCAAAAAAGCUAGCGGUUUUGAUCCCAGUUCCAGUAAGUUUAAAACGGCCUCCCUUGUCUCAAAGAUCGGCUACUCUUUGAAACGAGCUGCAGAAAUAGCAUUCGGGGAAAGCCGCAUGACGGAGGACAGUGAAACUGAAAGCGAAGUGAAGAAGUUCAUACAACUUCUGGACACAAAAUGGAGUGCAUGUUUUUCUCGCAAAGCUCUUGCAUUAUCUAUCAAGCAAGAGGUCAAGAAAGUCGAAGUAGACAAAUCAACUGUGACAGAAGAUUUAAUAAAACUGCACAGGUUCAUCACAGGGGAAGAAGAGGAAUCCAGGAGGGAGCUGAAAGAAAGUCCCAAUCUGUCAACGUGGAAAAAGCUCAGCGAGGCCACUCUGGCAGAUGUGUGUCUGUUCAACAGAGGAAGGGUGGGAAAUAUUGGUAGGAUGCUCUUGCAAACUUAUACGUGCAAAAAGAGAACGGGAACAUUUGUGCCCUCUGCAGAUCAAAUAAAGAAAAGCACAAAACUGGAGCUGGACCUUGGUGCCAAUCUCACCAGGUUGGAACUAGAGGGUCAAUAUGGGAGGAACAUGCUGGUCCUGCUUACAGAAAGGAUGGCUUUGUCAAUUGACUUACUCAUUGAAAAUCGAGAACAAGCGGGUGUGUCGAAAACUAACCCAUACCUGUUUGCACGGACUGAAGGUCCGUCUUUCAUCAGAGGAUUGGAUUGUUUCCGUCGGUCUGCAAUGGAAUGUGGAGUUAAAAACCCAGAAGCUCUUCUGUCCUCAUCGUUAAGAGAGCAGAUUGCCAGCUGCUGGCAGCUAAUGAGCCUGAACGAACAAGAAAUCGAAAAAGUGGCCACACUGUUGGGAAAGAGUAGUGAGGAGUGUUACAGGCUCUUAAAAAAUGCUUCAGAGCUGGAGGAAGUUAGCAAGCAUAUUCUCAAGAUGGAACGAACGUUGCCAUCAAGUCCACCCAGCACUGCAAAAGAUGGAACUGUGCAGAAGCCUGCCUUAAAACGAAGACCUUGGAGCGAGAGGGAGCAGGCUGCAGUGAAGCGCUGCUUGAGUGAAUUUAUCACUGAGAUGAAGGUUCCAGGCAAAAAGGAGUGCAAUGCUUGCAUAGCUGCUGAACCAGAUCUUUGUGGAAGAUCUUGGACAGAUGUAAAAAAUUACGUCCACAACACAUUACAGACUAUAAGGAGGAGAAAUAACCAGCAUAAAUCUGAAGGGAAUGCAAAUGAGAGUCCAAAGAGUCCCAAAGCUCGAAACACAAAGAAAGAUUUGGAGGACUCAACCACUGUCUGUAAUAUGACAACAGUGCAUCUGGAUCACCUGACAGAAAGUUCAAAUUGUUGCAUGACAAUGGCUCCAACCAACUUCCCCCAAGAGAUGACUUCAACGUAUGCGUCUUUGUGUUCUACGAGUGCAAACAUGAUCCACACAAGUCAGCCCUUGAUGUCCACUUUUACACCAUUGAAUGCUACUGAUACACAAGUAGUUCCUACAUUUACUCCACACAACACAACAAAUGCACUAAUGCCUCCUGCGUACACUUCGGAGAACAACAUACUUAUGCCAUUGUCUCCAUCUUAUACACAGAACGCUACAAGUAUGCCUCCAUCCUCUGUGUAUACACCCCAGGACACUACAGGUUCAUCAAUGAUCCCUAACUUUAGCACUUAUACUGCUCCAAGCACCUCAAUGGUUCCUACAUUCACACCAUUAAACACAAGUACACCAAUGGUCCCCACGUUCUCACCACUUAACGACAGAAGCAGACCUAUCAUUUCUUCAUUCACACCUCUGAACCAUUCAAAUACACCAGCUUACCCUGCAGGCCCACCUCAGAGGCCCCUGACAACUGCACAGGUUGUCCCAACAAUCCAUAGACCCAGUGUUCCUGACAGAACGCCAGUGGCGCAGGAAAGUACAGGAAAACGAGUCACUCCAGCCACCAAGACUCAAAAGCGAAUCAAGAGGUUGUGGAGUGAGGAGGAGCAGGCUGCAGUGAGGCGUCAGCUCGGAGACUUCUGUAAACUGGUCAAAGUGCCAGGCAAAAAGGAUUGUGAUGCAUGUUUGGCUGCUGAGCCUGCCUUGAAUAGCAGAACGUGGAGGGAAGUCAAAUAUUUUGUACACAACUCAAUUCAGUCGAUGAAAAGAAGAGGGCAUAUUGUCGCCUCCAAACAAAGCGGAGGACAGGAACCAGAGACUCAAAAUAAUCAAAGCACGGAAUGGGAUGGUCCCGUUUAUUUGUCCCUGUAAAUAUUUGUAAUGGACUUCAAAAAAAAUAAAACAAUAAGUGAUCGGUCAGUGUUUAGAGGUGUGCCGGGGCUAUGCCUUCAACCUCAAACUGUAUGGGGCUUAAGAAUUCAGCAGAUGUGAAAUGUACUGUCAGUGAACCCUGGUCUAAACACCGAAUCGGAUCUCGACAGCGAUACAGACUACCCUGCCAUUCUUUUAGUCACACUUUUUAAAGAGUUCCUGAAGUAUUAAGAAUCAAGUCCAGUGGACCAAGCUGUAGGUGUUCUGUUGCAUGAAUAAACACUAAAUGAGUGGAACUGAGGAUGUUUGUACUGUAGCUUUGGCUCACAAAAUGGCUGAUAUUGAUGUUUUAAUAUGGUUAGAUUGCAUAUAAACGUAUGUAACACUGUCAGUUUGUCAGUUCAUCACAGGUUAUCUCUUGAAAGUGCUCUAAUUUAGAUGUGUGAUCAUUUAGUAAACGUGAACCUCAUUUUGUCAGGGUUUGCAACCUGCCACUGGUCAUUGGCUAUGGCAAGUAGCCACUGAAUACGCUUACAUGCACAAAAUAGUCUGUUUUUGGCCCUUACUCUGAAAAAGGCAGCAUUCCCUCCAAGCGUUUAACGUGGCCAGUGAAAAAGAAUAUUCCACUAAUACCUCCAUUUACAUGCAACCAUGUGUACUUCAAUUAACACAAAAAAUUAGUUUUGGUUUUUUUUUUAAAAAGUUUAUUACUGGUGGCAGACUUGUUGGACCAUGCAGACACAGCCUCCCUCUUUCAUUACUUCAACCACCCCGCUGAAAAGGUCGGUGCUACAACAUUUGUGCAUAACGCAAAUCCUGUUGAUAUACAAGUCUUUCAUCAUGUUUUAAAGCAGGUGUGUUUGUCCUUCUGACCAGAAAUGUGGGCUUUUUGUCAUGAAUCUCUACCGCAGUCAUUCAAACUGUUGGUGAGUUGGUUUGCGUACAACUUAUCCAUAACAAAGCACAGAGCUGACCGUAAACAAACCGUAUGUCACAAACUACAGUAAGAAGAAAAACAAAUCGAGACAUAUACUCCAAAUACCCUGUAUAUGUGUCCCAAAAAUGCUUUUCAAGCCUAAAUAAUACUAUUGUAUCACUCAUCAUAUCAUUUAAUUGAAAAAUAUUAAAUGCGGAAAAGGACCUAAUUUCAGGGUUCCAGCAGUCAUUAAAAACCUGCAAAAGUCACAGAAUUUCACAAUCACAUUUUUUAGGGCUGGAAAAGUCAUGGAAUUAGUAAAGAAUCUUGACAGUUUUGAAAAAUCAUAUAAUUUUGUUGUGUGUAAUGAAAAAUGUGAGUAAUCUUCUGCUCAUUACCGUCCAUGUAAUGUAACAUAAAUUUAUUUUUUGUAGCUGUCAGUAUAGCACUUAUAUGCAUUUAAAUGUUUUGUUUACCUGCACGUACAUUUCUUCAUCUUCUACCUGCGUUCUGUCUUUUCCUUCAUGUCUGCCUGAAAAGUAGGCCUAAGGAAAGAAAAAAAAAUGUAUGGGUUCUUGAAAGGUCUUGAAAGACGUUUCAAAUUUUAUCCAUGAAAAUAUGUGGGAACUCUGCAAUAUCCAAAUCAGAAUAUGUUGUUUACGUGACUGUACUAAAUUCAGUUUAUUGUCUUGUUCGGAAUAUUAGUGGAAUAUUUGCGUGCAUGUAAACGUAGCCAAUGUGGCACCCAAAUACGCUUUCACAAUUUCAAACACAGUAUUCUGUCGAAAGCAGUUGCUUAGAUGUUUGGGACUUCCCAGCCACCUUUACCAGGGCAUUGAUGGCCUCAGUGACUGUACAUUUCCAGAGGAAUUUUUACUCUUCUUUACUUCCAAACGUACUUAGACAUCUAUCUUUACUGCCUGUACUGUUUUCAGUAGCAUUUUUAUCAAUUUUGAUGAUCAAAAAACUGAAAACCUACCAGCAAAUCUUUGCAUCCCGUCCCUCCAACAUGAUAGAUGUGUGUAGACUUGCUUUAUAUGAUUCCCAAAUGCCUGGCCCAGUUGUACUGUAUUCUUGCUCUAGCCAGUAGCCUAUAUUGUAGAUGGCCCCUGAUAGCCUGCAGCAGUAACGGCAAACCUUCCUUGCUGAUGUUAGAGUUUUAGGAGCUCCAUGUGUAUACCUCUCAUUCAAAUAUGAAGACUUAUUUUCUCUUUGUUGAUAAAUGGUCAUUAUCUUCAUUUAUAUGUUUUUAUUUUUAUCAUGUGUGUUAAGCUGCAGAAAGGUUUGGUUGUAUUUUUGUAUCACUAUACUGUAACAGUGUAGAGCAUUUUAGUACUUAGUUGUAUUUGUUGUAUUAUACCCUAAUUUGAGGUAAAUACACUACAUUGAUCUCAUUUUUAUUCCUUUUAAGCUUUUAUUAUCUGGAUGUUUGUGACAUUGAUAUCCAGUUGCCAGGAUCAGAUUGCCUUAUUAUGUUGAUUAUUUGCUUGAUUACACGUCUUUUUUUAUUCAUGUUGAUUACAUCUAACACAA